GUGGUUUUCUUCUUCCUCUAUUCUUUUUCCAUUUUCUUAUUUCUUCUAUCAACUGCCACGACAAACUCAAUAAUUUCAUCUCUGAUGAAAUUUGAUGGAUAUACCAGACGGUGUUAAGAUAAAAGUGAACGCCAAGGUAAUAGAGGUGAAGGGGCGUCGAGGAAAGCUGUUUCGCAACUUCAAGCACCUUAACCUCGAUUUCCAGCUUAUCAAGGACGACUCCACUAGAAAACGAAGGCUGAAGAUUGAAGCUUGGUUUAGCACGAGGAAGACGAGUGCUACCACCAUGACUGCUCUCAGCCACGUGGAGAAUCUCAUCAUCGGCGCCACCAAUGGGUAUCGCUAUAACCUGAGUUUCUCUUGCAGAUCUACCUUAAUUCUUGUUUUCUUGAAUCUUUGUCUAAUGAAGUUUUAAUUGUUGCACGCUUUUCAAGGUAAAUAUAAUGUAUGGUUUGGUUGGGUUCUGAGAAAAUGGACUAACCAAAAGAAAAUAAUUUUUUUUACCCUUUUUAGGUUCUAAUUUUAUUGUAAUGUUAAAGUUCUCAUGAGCACAUCAGUGUUCAAAUCACAGAUUCGAAAGUUGUAAAAUUUUAAGGGUUUUGCAGUAGGUUUUUCUUUC
Molecule: messenger RNA, 619 nt
Organism: Mercurialis annua (annual mercury)
Lineage: Eukaryota; Viridiplantae; Streptophyta; Magnoliopsida; Malpighiales; Euphorbiaceae
Product: 60S ribosomal protein L9-2-like
Exons: 1
Coding region: 95-415 (106 amino acids)
Biological process (GO): cytoplasmic translation
Cellular component (GO): cytosolic large ribosomal subunit; ribosome
Molecular function (GO): structural constituent of ribosome; rRNA binding
Source: RefSeq, a predicted model, not a curated record